Messenger RNA from Asterias rubens (European starfish), 2186 nucleotides. Its product is annotated as peptidyl-prolyl cis-trans isomerase FKBP5-like. The coding region runs from base 122 to 1564 and encodes 480 amino acids. The transcript has 10 exons. Gene Ontology annotation, molecular function: peptidyl-prolyl cis-trans isomerase activity; protein binding. NCBI's taxonomy places the organism in Eukaryota, Metazoa, Echinodermata, Asteroidea, Forcipulatida, Asteriidae. The record is from RefSeq and is a predicted model, not a curated record.
AUUUGGACGCAGCAUCGAUUUGCACAUAGAGAUUAGACCACAACUCACGUGUAAAAACGCAAUAGACUAAUAUUCUCUACCCGCAGUAGUAGAGAAAUUAAGAGGCCAAGAGUUUUAAAACAUGGCUGUUGAGAAAGAAAUGGACCAAGCACCACAGAAACACCCCCUCGCUGAAACAGGAGAAGAUAUCACCCCUAAUAAAGAUGGAGGAGUCCUGAAGGCUAUUAUCAAAGCAGGAGUUGGUGAAGAUGGACCCAUGAAGGGAGAUAAUGUCAGUGUACAUUAUGUCGGGACGUUGCUAAACGGAGAGGAGUUUGACUCAAGCAGACGCAGAAAUGAAAAGUUUUCUUUCAAGUUGGGAGAAGGUCGGGUGAUUAAGGCGUGGGAUUUGGGCGUGGCUACCAUGAAACGAGGCGAGGUUGCUGUACUGACAUGUGGGUCUGAGUACGCUUACGGCAAGAAUGGUCAAGGUAAAAUUCCAGCCGAUGCAACGCUGGUUUUUGAGGUGGAGCUUUUUGAUUGGUCAGGAGAAGAUUUGAGUGAAGCUAAAGACGGCGGCAUCAUGCAUCGAACCCUUGAGGCUGGAUCUGAGUAUGAUAAACCAACAGAUAAUUCAGCUCUGGAAGUUCAUAUUAUCGGCAAACAUGGCGACCGUGUCUUCGAUGAUCGCGAUGUCAGCUUCAUCCUGGGUGAAGGAUGUGAUCAUAAUAUACCUGAAGGACUUGAAAGGGGUCUUCAAGAAAUGAAGAGUGGUGAACUCGCAGAGUUUAAACUCCAACCGAAGUAUGGGUUUGGUGAAGCCGGGAACGCAGACUUCAAUAUUCCAGCUGAUGCUAGCCUUACAUAUCAAGUCAAACUCACAUCAUUUGAAAAGGCAAAGGAGUCAUGGGAAAUGAAUCCAACUGAGAAAUUGAGCUCAGCAGAGAUUGCUAAGACAAAAGGAACAGAGAAGUUUAAGGGUGGUGAAUACAAGAAAGCAGUGAAGCAAUACAAGAGAAUCACGGACUACUUGGAUCACGAUUCCGAAUUCUCAGAGGAAGAGAAAAAGACGUCAAACGAGCUUCUUUUGGCCGCACAUCUUAAUCUUGCAAUGUCUUAUAUCAAGAUGGAAGAGUUCACUCAAGCUGUUGAAGCAUGUGAUAAGGCGCUUGAGAUCGAUGACAAAAACAUCAAAGGUCUGUUCCGACGAGGGCAGGCUAACCUUUCCAUGGCUGACCCUGUCUUAGCAAAGAAUGACUUCAGUCAAGUUGUAGCUCUGGAUCCAAACAACAAAGCCGCUAAGAACCAACUCGUUAUCUGUCAACAUAAGAUUAAACAAGCCAAUGACAAGGAGAAGAAACUCUAUGGAAAGAUGUUUGAGAAGUUUGCCGAGCGAGACAGAAAGAUUGAAGAAGCGACUAAACCUAGCACUGAGCUACCCACAGACUACGGUGGCGUAUUUAAUAAAGAAGAUGUGGAUGCUCCUUCCAAUGGUGGAGAUGCACAAAGUAAUGAACCAUCAAAUAGCAGUCAGGAAACAAGUGAGACACCGAAUACUGUUGGGGCAAUGGAAGCGGAGGUAUAGGGAUGAUAACCCAACUGCUGUUUCAUGUCCUCGUUUCAAGCACUGACUUGUAAAAUACAGCUUAGAAUUCAAUUCUCUCAUUGAAAAUGCCUGAAAUUUAAUAAUUGUAUUAAUUUUAUUCCCGAUAGCGACUAUCAUGAAAUGAUCAAAGAUUCUUUAUCUCAGGUGUGGAAAUUUGGGUUGAAAUGAAACAUUUUUAAUGGUUGAUGAUGUAUAAAAUAAAUGCAGUUUAUUUCACGAGACAACCUCAGCAUGUUUGGUUGACUGUAGGAUUGGAAUUGUUAUAGACAGUUUAACCUUUGACAUGUCAUGGUUGCGACACAGGGCCUGUACUUCCUGCAGGCACAAAGUGUACACAGGUCCGUGAAAGAAAACUAAACCCAACUCUUCAGUAGAACCUCUAAAUCCAUUCAGCUGGUUAUUUUGACAGCAUAAAAUGUAAAAACUUCCUGAUGUUAAUGGUUACAAUGUAGAAUUUUGCUUACUAGGAAAUGUGCAACUACAAAUGGGCCCAAGUUUAGCAAGAACCUGCACACCAAGAGUCGUUAUUUAAGGCACUGGACACUAUUGGUAAUUGUGUCCUCUCCCUUGGUGUAUCUCAAUAUAAAAAACCAAACCUGUG